UGAUUCGCUGAAAGUGUCGUAAAACGGACACGAUCCUAACUCAGAUGCAGCGCUCGGGUUGCCUUUGUAAAUAAAUGUAGAGUUUCAUGAAAGUUGGUCGUAAAAACACCAAUUUUGUUUAGGGAAGCGGCUUAAUAAUUUUGGAAUUUGCACAUAAUUCAAUUCCCUGGGGUGAGAAGAUGCCGAGAUGGACGCAGCAGGAGAAGGGCGGCUUGUGACACUGACCGGCUGCCUCGGUGACAGCUAGAUGUCCCCUGCGUGACAGGACACGACCAAAGCUAAUGGAGAUUGUUGACGACGACGACGACGUGCCUCUCAUCCUCACUUGGGACGAUGCAAACAGCGGUUUACUCAACGAGGAGCCGGAGAGGGGAGACGAGAAUGGAGGUGGAGGGAAUUAUGACAUUGUGAGUAACGCUGUGGUGUCAACACCCGGGCCUCAAACCCACCGAGCGCACAGUGUGUCUUUACGGCAAAGUUGGGAGAUGAACUACCAGGAGGCUGCCAUCUACCUACAGGAAGGAGAAAACAAUGACAAGUUCUUCACCCAUCCCAGAAACCCCAAGGCACUGGCGGCAUACCUUUUUGCACACAACCACAUCUUCUACAUGAUGGAGCUACUUAUAGGCCUCCUGCUCAUGGCGCUGUCGCUCUGCGAAGCUCCCGCGGUGCCAACUCUGCGCCUGGACGUCUAUAUCCACGCCACCCUGGAGCUGUUAGCCUUAGUUAUGGUGGCAUUUGAGCUGUGCAUGAAGCUCCGUUGGCUGGGAUUCCACAUCUUCAUACGACACAAGAGGACAAUGGUGAAGACAUGUGUGUUGCUGCUGCAGUUUGUAGAGGCCAUAGUGGUUCUGGUCCGACAGACAUCCCACCUACGAGUGACCAGAGCACUCAGACCAAUUUUCCUGGUGGACUGUAGAUACUGUGGUGCUGUGCGCAGAAAUUUGCGGCAGAUCUUCCAGUCCCUCCCGCCAUUUAUUGACAUCCUCCUCCUGCUGCUCUUCUUCAUGGUCAUAUUUGCUAUUUUGGGUUUUUGUCUGUUUUCUACAAACGCAGCAGAUCCGUACUUCAACACUCUGGAGAACAGCAUGGUCAGUCUGUUUGUGCUGCUGACCACAGCAAACUUCCCUGAUGUGAUGAUGCCAGCGUACUCAAAGAGCAGCUGGUCCUGUGUGUUUUUUAUCGUGUACCUCUCCAUCGAGCUCUACUUCAUCAUGAACCUGCUCCUGGCAGUUGUGUUCGACACGUUUAAUGACGUGGAAAAAAUGAAGUUCAAAUCUCUGUUGCUUCACAAACGCUCUGCUAUUGACCACGCUUUUCAGCUCUUAGUCAGUCGCCAGAGGCCAUUGGGUGUCUCUCUGAAACAGUUUGACGGCCUGAUGCGAUUUUACAGACCACGGAUGUCUGCAAGGGACCGCUUCCUCACCUAUAAAGCUCUUAACACGUCUGGAGCGCCGAUGCUAAGUCUGGAAGACUUUUAUAAGUUCUAUGAGGUGACUGGACUUAAAUGGAAGGCACGGCGGAGUGGAGAAUAUUGGUUUGAUGACCUCCCACACACAGCAUACCUUAUUUUCAAAGGCAUCAACCUACUUGUGAGGUCUAAGGCCUUCCAGUACACCAUGUAUGUGGUUGUGGCCAUCAAUGGCGUGUGGAUCCUUGUGGAAACGUAUACGUUGCACACUGGAUUCUCCUGGUCUAGGCUGGUUCCCUGGAGUUACAUUGUCUUCCUUACAAUUUAUGGUGUUGAAGUCCUAUUGAAGUUAUCAGGUUUGGGACCAUUAGCUUACUUCAGCUCUGGAUGGAACCUGUUUGAUUUCUCUGUGACCGUGUUCGCCUUCCUGGGCCUGAUUGCACUAGCCUUUGACAUGGAGCCUUUCUACUUCAUCGUUGUGCUCCGACCUUUUCAGCUGCUCAGGUUGUUUAAGAUCAAGCAGAGGUAUCGCAACGUGUUGGACACCAUGUUUGAGCUUUUCCCCAGGAUGGCCAGUCUGGGCUUAACUUUGAUCAUCUUCUACUACUCUUUUGCCAUUGUGGGCAUGGAGUUAUUUGCUGACGUCGUUUACCCCAACUGCUGCAACACCAGCACAGUGGCAGACUCCUACAGGCAGAUUAACGUCACCUAUGGCAACAAAACCGUAUUGGAAGAAGGCUACUAUUAUCUAAACAACUUCAACAACAUUCUCAGAAGUUUUGUGACUCUUUUUGAGCUGACUGUGGUCAACAACUGGUACAUCACAAUGGAAGGCGUGACGUCCAUGACAAGCCACUGGAGUCGUUUGUACUUCAUGACCUUCUACAUCGUCACCAUGGUGGUCAUGACCAUCAUUGUGGCGUUCAUCCUGGAUGCCUUCGUGUUCCGCAUGAACUACAGCCGCAAGAACCGGGAAACACUGGAGAACCCAGAAGCUGAGAAUGGAAUCGUGUUUGAGGUGGAAGUUGGCAGAGAAGAAGCUCUUUCCACUCUGGAGUUGUACAAACUAACGUGUCCUGCACAGUCGUCUCUCAGCUCGCUGCACGGAGUCAUACAGGCCAUCGACCGUAGUGGGAGUGAGCUGCCUUCAUCCCUCCUGGUGUACCAAGGGAGGAGGUCCAGGACCAAGUGUGACCUCAGCAUGAAAAUGUAUGCAGAGGAAAUGCAGGAAUGGUAUUUGGAGUAUUCAAGGGAAAACCUUCCUCAACCAGACCAAAACCGGGAACACGACUUGGACAGUCCUACCUCCAACCCACCUUUUGUCCCCGCACCUCGGCUGGAUUCACAAAGCGGACAUUACAGUAUUAACUAACGUAGCGACACGCUUGUCUUUUGGGCCGCUGUGAGUUGACAAUAUGGUGACUUUUCUCAGGACUUGGACAGACAAGUGGUACAUUUUGACCAGAGACGGCAGCGUGUUAAUAUUAUUACACUACACGAUGUACAGUACAUACACUCUAUGAGGCUCCUUUCAUUAAAGUCUCGAUUAUUCUGUAUAUACAAAAAA
Nerophis ophidion (straightnose pipefish) is the source of this 2978-nucleotide messenger RNA. It is a transcript of the gene tpcn1, whose product is annotated as two pore segment channel 1. Lineage: Eukaryota; Metazoa; Chordata; Actinopteri; Syngnathiformes; Syngnathidae. The record is from RefSeq and is a predicted model, not a curated record. Bases 282 to 2783 code for a protein of 833 amino acids. Gene Ontology annotation, biological process: transmembrane transport; monoatomic ion transport. The transcript is spliced from 27 exons. Gene Ontology annotation, molecular function: monoatomic ion channel activity; voltage-gated channel activity. Gene Ontology annotation, cellular component: lysosomal membrane; endosome membrane.